Anopheles coustani is the source of this 600-nucleotide messenger RNA. RefSeq lists its product as uncharacterized. The transcript has a single exon. The record is from RefSeq and is a predicted model, not a curated record. NCBI's taxonomy places the organism in Eukaryota, Metazoa, Arthropoda, Insecta, Diptera, Culicidae. The annotation marks the transcript as partial.
UCAUUUCAGAUUCUCUUCGCCUGCGUCGUGUGCGCCAUCGCGCGCCCCGAGCCAGAGCCACCACGUGCGCGCAUCGUCGUGCCUGCGAAACAGCAGCAACUUCCUCAGUAUGAGUACGGGGCGCCGAAACCUGAGUAUGGUCCACCGGCCGAAGAGUACGGUCCCCCACCUCCGGCCGUCUACGGUCCACCGGCCCGCGAGUAUGGACCACCGCCGAAGCUGAUCACCAAGAACGUCUACGUGCACGUGCCGCCAGAGGAACCAACGGAGGUCAUCAAAAGCCAGGUCCUUGAGGCACCGAUCCCGAAGAAGCACUACAAGAUCAUCUUCAUCAAGGCCCCGGCACCGCCGGCGCCGAUCAAACAGGUGAUCCCACCGCAGCCGCAGGACGAGCACAAGACUCUGGUCUAUGUGCUGGUAAAGAAACCAGAGGAACCGGCGCCGCUCGAGAUCCCGGUACCGGAAACCACCGAGCCCAACAAGCCGGAAGUCUACUUUAUCAAGUACAAGGAAGGCGAGAAGGAGCCUCACAAACAGUACGGACCACCCUCCCCCAGCUAUGGUCCCCCGUCCGGUCCGGCCCGGUAUCAGCAGUUUUAG